Messenger RNA from Hevea brasiliensis (rubber tree), 2592 nucleotides. RefSeq lists its product as uncharacterized. The transcript is spliced from 15 exons. Gene Ontology annotation, cellular component: membrane. Bases 766 to 2274 code for a protein of 502 amino acids. Gene Ontology annotation, biological process: glucosylceramide biosynthetic process. The record is from RefSeq and is a predicted model, not a curated record. NCBI's taxonomy places the organism in Eukaryota, Viridiplantae, Streptophyta, Magnoliopsida, Malpighiales, Euphorbiaceae. Gene Ontology annotation, molecular function: ceramide glucosyltransferase activity.
AAACAAUGAAAUCAAAUCUCCUCUCGUAUCUAACGGUCUCUUCUUCGUCGUCACCUUCUCAUUGCUCAAUUUUUAUUACUCUUAUAAUAAAAAAAAAAAGAAAAAAAAAAGAAAAUGAUAGAGGAAAUGGGGCCUUCCUUCCAAAUAUAAAAAUAAGCUCUCUCUCUUUUUUAUUUUUCUUUCCUCUCUCUCCCUCUCUAUGUUUUCUUUGCCGUUUCCUUCCAUUCCUAUUUGAGAGCGAGAUAUUUUUGUGGACUCAUGUGCGUAUUGAGAGAGCCGGAGAGAUUGUGCUUCUAAAAUUUAGGGUUCUGUGUUGUAGUUUCUAGGGAACACAGGGAGAGAGAGAGAGAGAGAGAGAGAGAGAGAGGGGAAACAAUGCCGGCGUUGAGUUAUUUGGAUUGGUUUCUCUUCUCUCUCAGCAGAGCAUUUUGUAGUCCUCUCGCUAUUUUCAUUCAGAUCCAGUUAUGGUGCCUCGAAUACAUUGGAUUCUUCUGCACGACCUCACGGCAUUCAAGUUUUCAUUUCCAUUUUCUUUUCCUUUUUUUGGUUUAGUGAUUGCGAUUAAAUUAUAAAAUUCUAUUUUCUUUUACCUGCUGCGAUUUUCACAAUCUAACUUUUCCCAUAUUGAUUAGCUUUUUGCUCCUUGACCUUUGGACCUCAGUUGCACAGUUUAUGAAACGAAUGUCACUACACAGAUGCAUAUAAAAACUUCGGAACCGUUUCUUCUUUCUUUUUUUUUCUUUUGUUGGUGUGUGUGAGGGUGACAUGAAAAUUAUGGAGCAUAAUGAAGGUCAGAUAAAGGGAUGUGUGAUCUGCUUAACACUUGCCAUUGGGUGGGCUUUUGCUGCUUUUGUCAGGAAUAGAGAGAUCAAGCGGAUGAAGAAUAGUAUGAGAGCUGGCAAUAGCUUUGCAUUUCUUUUUCAUGAUAUUACUAAACUAGAGCACUCAAAUCAGGUCAAUCUGCCUCGAGUGACUGUUGUUAUGCCCUUAAAGGGGUUUGGAGAACACAACUUACAUAAUUGGAGAAGUCAGAUCACAUCUCUUUAUGGUGGUCCUCUGGAAUUCCUAUUUGUUGUGGAAAGUACGGAAGACCCUGCAUACCAUGCUGUAUCUCGCUUAAUAACAGAAUUUAAGGAUGAUGUUGAUGUUAGAGUUAUUAUAGCUGGUUUGUCAACAACUUGUAGUCAGAAAAUUCACAACCAGUUGUUUGGUGUAGAGAAAAUGCACAAAGACAGCAAGUAUGUAUUAUUUUUGGAUGAUGAUGUUAGACUGCACCCUGGGUCAAUUGGAGCCCUGACUGCUGAAAUGGAAAAAAAUCCUGAGAUAUUUAUUCAAACUGGAUACCCUCUUGAUCUGCCUUCCGGGAGUUUAGGAAGCUAUUGCAUCUAUGAAUAUCACAUGCCUUGUUCAAUGGGCUUUGCCACUGGUGGAAGAACAUUCUUUCUAUGGGGCGGGUGCAUGAUGAUGCAUGCUGAUGAUUUUAGAUAUGACCGCUAUGGUGUGGUCUCAGGACUACGAGAUGGUGGAUACUCUGAUGAUAUGACUCUUGCAGCUCUAGCUGGUGCUCAUAAGAGGCUUAUUACAUCACCUCCAGUUGCUGUUUUUCCUCACCCCCUUGCUAGCGAUCUCAGUUUUUCAAGGUACUGGAAUUACUUGAGGAAGCAAACAUUUGUAUUGGAAUCAUAUAUAUCGAAGGUUAAUUGGUUAAUGAACCGUGCAUUAUUUUCUUCCCACUGCUAUUUGUCAUGGGGGUUUGUAGCGCCAUACCUUAUGGCUAUGACUCAUGUUGCAGCAGCACUGCGAAUCUAUAUCCGAGGAUAUGCACAUGAGGAAACAAUCUUUGUUUCUAAUGGGUUGUUACUGGUCACUGGCCUAGCUGUGUGCACUUUUAUAGAACUUUUCUCAAUGUGGAAUUUGACUAGGAUAGAAGUUCAACUGUGCAACAUGCUAUCCCCUGAGGCACCUCGACUCUCUCUUGCAACUUAUAACUGGGUUCUGGUAUUCAUUGCAUUGCUGGUGGAUAACUUCUUAUACCCCAUAUCUGCAUUCAGUUCCCAUUUCUCUCAGUCUAUAAAUUGGUCUGGUAUACGGUACCACUUGAAGAAUGGCAAAAUAGGCAAGAUCGAAAGAAGUAAGGGUAAGGGCCCAAUUUACACGGACUUGGGUGGCAAACACUUGUAUGGGAAGAAAGGAGUUCCUCCCAGAUCCUCUUUCCUUGGCUCUUUGGCAAAGAGUUGGACACAGUGGCGACAGCCUAAGAAAUUUGAUGUUUAGAAAUUGGCUCUAACGGGUGAAAUUCUCGUGAUUUUUCGCGCUUUUAAGGAUCCAAUGGGCAGUUAGGGUUUUGGGAGCAGGAUUCUUGGUGGAUUGUUGUACUCUCGGAGAGGGUUGACCAUUCCGUUCUUGAUUUGAUUUUAGAGAUUUAGGAAUUUUAGCCUCAUUUUUUUAAAAAUCUCCUUUCAAUCAAUUUUAUUCUUCAAUUUUGGCCAUCUUCUUGUCUUGGGCUGAUUUAGUAACUUGCGGUGAUAUUUGUUCUGUAUUCUAUGUAAUUUAUACAGUUUAAUAUCAAAUGUCAGUCGGCAGUAUUUCAAA